AGAGAGGAGAGAGAGAAUGUACGGCAGUGUGAGAGGGAAAGGAGAAUGGCAGAUAGUAAGAAAGGUGGGUAAGCACCUGCAUCACGCACAUAGUUGUUUGAAUUUAGCGGUAUCCCUCACUUACUUAAGACAGAAGAAGUGUCCACUUGUUUGUUUACAUAAGAGAAUAUCAGAGAAAACAAAAGUUGACAAGUAUUUGUUCCUAUAUAUGAAUAUCAUUCCCCAAAACAGGGUUUUAAUUUUCUAUUACAAACCCAUCAAUUGUGAGGUAUCUUAAAAAGGGGAAACAACGUUGUCAAUUGCAACCCAAAAGAUCAAAUAACAGUCCCCUGUUUCUCUUUCUAUCUCUAGCUUUUUCUUUGGUGUUUUUGGGCUCAAACUCAAAGCAUGGGAAGGGCUCCCUGCUGUGCAAAGGUUGGGUUGCAUAGAGGUCCAUGGACUGCAAGAGAGGACUCUUUGCUUUCCAAGUACAUUCAAGUUCACGGUGAAGGCAACUGGAGAUCUUUGCCUAAAGAAGCUGGGCUAUUUAGAUGUGGAAAAAGCUGCAGGCUGAGAUGGAUGAAUUAUUUGAGGCCAGAUAUCAAGAGGGGAAACAUCAGCCCUGAUGAGGAGGACCUCAUUGUAAGAAUGCAUGCCCUCCUCGGCAACCGAUGGUCUCUAAUUGCGGGGAGGUUACCUGGUCGAACCGAUAACGAGAUAAAGAACUACUGGAACACCCAUCUUAGCAAAAGACUCAGAGACCAAGGAACCGACCCAAGUACCCACAAAAAAUUAUCGGAAUAUCCGAACGAACCACCACCAAGGAAGAGGAGGAACAGCAAUAGAAAACAGAACAAGUCCAAUUCAGAGGCCCAGAAGCAGAAGGUUCAUAACCCAAAGCCCACGAGGAUCACUUCUUUGAAUUCUUUGACAAUGUCGAGGAAUAACAGUUUUGAUUGGACUCCCAACGAAGCUUUAAAUGGUGUUCAAUGGUCUUCUAGUUUGAAAGGUGAUGUUGAUCAGGUCGGGUUUCUUAUUGGUGAUGACCAAGAUCCGGAUAUGGUGAAUGGGUCGGAUCUUGAAUGCCAGUCUGGUGUACCAUUGUCGGAUCACAACACCACAGAGAAGCUAUAUGAGGAUUAUCUUCAACUUCUGAUCAGGACAGAAGGUCUUGACCUAGUUCAGUUGGAUUCCUUUGCCGAAUCAUUAUUGAUCUGAGUAGAUGGAAGAUCCGAUUAAAAAUUAAGUAUAUACAAUUGCGUUAGUCGUGUUACGCGUAGAUCUCGCUAUUGAAACGAUGGAACUAGUGUCACGCACGCAAUACCAGAAAGAUGAUCUGCUUAAGUCUUGCACAGACUGUAAUACUAAUAAAGUUGAAAGAGCAAGUCUUAAAAAUGAUACUACGUGACAUAAACAUCUACAUCUACUUGGUGUCAUAGUUACAUGCCCACAUGCAUUACUUGCGAGAUUGUUAGUCAUGUUAUUAUUAUUAUUAUAUUAAUAAAAGAAGCUUGUAACAUGUGAUUGUAAAA
Rhododendron vialii is the source of this 1511-nucleotide messenger RNA. RefSeq names its product transcription factor MYB12-like. The record is from RefSeq and is a predicted model, not a curated record. The transcript is spliced from 2 exons. The coding region runs from base 388 to 1197 and encodes 269 amino acids. Lineage: Eukaryota; Viridiplantae; Streptophyta; Magnoliopsida; Ericales; Ericaceae.